CAAUUGUAAAUAGUUCUCGUCGUGCUAGGUUUGCAGUAAAAAUUUGGUUAGUGAAUAAGAAAGGUUUGUUUCGUUCAGUUAGCCAAAAUGACUGCAAAAACUAGCUUUUUGGAUAGUUUUGGAUUUCUAGACGAUGUCCGACGCAUGGAUGCAAGACAGCUAUACUACCAAGUGAUGAACUUUGCAAUGAUAGUUACAUCAGCCCUGAUGAUAUGGAAGGGACUCAUGGUUCUUACGGGCAGUGAAAGUCCCAUUGUUGUGGUUUUAAGUGGUAGUAUGGAGCCAGCAUUUUAUCGUGGGGACAUCUUAUUCCUAACAAACAAAGAUGAUCCAAUCAGGGUUGGGGAUAUUGUGGUUUUCAAAAUUGAAGGACGUGAAAUUCCUAUAGUUCAUCGAGCCCUGAGAGUUCACGAAAAAGAAAAUGGUACGAUAAAGUUUCUAACGAAAGGUGACAACAACCAGGUUGAUGAUAGGGGCCUUUAUGCUCCUGGCCAACUCUGGCUUGAAAGAAAAGAUGUUGUAGGAAGGGCCAGAGGAUACCUACCAUAUAUUGGAAUGAUUACAAUAAUAAUGAACGACUACCCAAAAUUUAAGUACUUCACGUUAGCGAUGUUGGCAUUGUUUGCUCUGAUACAUAGGGAAUCAUAACCAUACUUGUAUAACAUCACGGGCAGACAGAAGGUGCCUAGCUGGGAUAGGAUGUGUGUAUGUGCGUGUGUAUAUGUUUGUGUAUGUAUGUAUGUAUGUGCGUGCGUGUGCGGUGUAUAUUUGUAUGUGUGUGUUGUGUUUUGGCGAAAACUGCUUGUUAGUGAUUUGUCACAAAGAAUUAUAUAUAUUUUUUCUAAUUGUUAUUAAUAUUAUUAUUUAAAAUACUGUAUUUGUUAUUGUUGUUGUAAUUAUUAUUUUGGAUAAUAAAUAAUACGUCAGAUUUAGUCAUUUUUGCAAGAAUUGUCAAUAUUUUAAUUAUUACACAAUUCAGAACAUUCUCAAAAUGUUAUCUUACGAACAACCGUAGGCGAAUAUUUUCGUUUCAUGCUUCUCUCUGAUAUGAUAAAAUUGAAGACAGAUGUUUGGCAAAGACAUUGGCUAUAGUUUACAAAUUUACUUUAAAUUUUCAA
Messenger RNA from Helobdella robusta, 1118 nucleotides. RefSeq lists its product as hypothetical. The record is from RefSeq and is a predicted model, not a curated record. Gene Ontology annotation, molecular function: serine-type endopeptidase activity. Lineage: Eukaryota; Metazoa; Annelida; Clitellata; Rhynchobdellida; Glossiphoniidae. The coding region runs from base 88 to 648 and encodes 186 amino acids. The transcript has 6 exons. Gene Ontology annotation, cellular component: membrane; signal peptidase complex.